Mesorhabditis spiculigera is the source of this 744-nucleotide messenger RNA. The record is from the annotation of a GenBank genome assembly. NCBI's taxonomy places the organism in Eukaryota, Metazoa, Nematoda, Chromadorea, Rhabditida, Rhabditidae.
GUCUACCACCACCUGAAGGCCGAGAUCAAGAAGCGCUAUGGCCUCGACGCGACGGCGGUCGGCGACGAGGGCGGCUUCGCCCCCAAUAUCCAGGACAAUCGGGAAGGCCUCGACCUCCUCAAGUCGGCCAUCGAGAAGGCAGGGUACACCGGCAAGAUUAAAAUCGGCAUGGACGUUGCGGCCUCCGAAUUCUUCAAGGACGGGAAGUAUGACCUGGAUUUCAAGAACCCCAACUCCGACCCGGCCAAGUGGAUCAGCGGCGACGAGCUGGCCGACCUCUACCAGUCGUUCAUCAAGGAAUACCCGGUGGUCUCCAUCGAAGACGGCUUCGACCAGGACGACUGGGAGCACUGGGGCAAAUUCAUGGCGAGCACGGAUCUGCAGCUCGUCGGCGACGACUUGACGGUGACCAACCCGAAGCGAAUCCAGACGGCCAUCGACAAGAAGAGCUGCAACUGCCUGCUGCUAAAGGUCAACCAAAUCGGCUCCGUCACCGAGUCGAUCGAGGCGGCCACCCUCUCGCGCAAGAAUGGCUGGGGCGUGAUGGUCUCUCAUCGAUCCGGUGAGACCGAAGACACCUUCAUCGCCGAUCUCGUCGUCGGGCUCGCCACAGGACAGAUCAAGACCGGAGCCCCGUGCCGCUCGGAGCGUCUCGCCAAGUACAACCAGAUCCCUGCGCAUCGAGGAGGAGCUGGCCCGGAUGCCGUCUACGCCGGCGAGCACUUCCGCAACCCCCAAGGAAAA